Messenger RNA from Symbiodinium sp. CCMP2456, 2535 nucleotides. NCBI's taxonomy places the organism in Eukaryota, Dinophyceae, Suessiales, Symbiodiniaceae. The record is from the annotation of a GenBank genome assembly.
AUGCCCAAGGAGCGUUUGGAAAGUUUUUGCCUGCCUCAGACCGCGGCUCAAGCUCGAGCACUGAUAGUUUUUUCAUCUCUCGACCCUUCUUUUCUGACGUUGGUGCACAGGGAACUUGCGAGCAUUCGCAUCAUGCCAAAGAAAGCAGAGAGCGAGAUUGCAGACUUUCUGCAAAAGCUGGCACCGAACCUGGAGGACACGGUCCGGAGCUUCCUUGUUUCAACGUUGGCAGAGGCAGUUUCGGAGGACGAGGUGAGGGAGUGCUGCGACAAUUGGCUUGAAGAGGUCGAUGGAGGAUUCCAGAGUGUUUACGACUUCUUGGGCCUGGACGAAGCAUCUCCAACUCCCGAACCACCGAAGGCUCCGCCAAAGCUUGCAAGUGCUGCUGGCUACCCUCAGCAGCAGCACCGCGGGCUCGCUGAGGAAGCGAUCUCACACGAAGAGCACAAGGAGGUGGAAGAGGUGAUCGAGCCGGCACUGGAUAAAGGCAAGAAGUCCAAGGUGAAGGCGAAGCCCAAGAAAAAAGUCAAGGAGAAGGAGGGCUUAGAAAAGGAGAAGCAGCUUGACGAGCUCUUGGAAGUGCGAGCACGGGUCUCUCGCUUCCACAAGGAGGCGGUGGAAGACGAGAUGACCUCUGCAGUCGCCGAAGUUGACGUCCAUGAUCUUUGCAUUUCAGUAGCAGGCCGUGACCUGCUGAAGGACGCUCACCUGAAACUCUGCCCUGGUCAGCGCUACGGCUUUGUGGGCCGGAACGGUUCCGGUAAGUCCAGCUUGUUUCGGGCCAUGGCCUCACGAAGAAUCCCAGGCUAUCCUCCGAACUGUGUGACCUUACUGGUCGACCAGGAAGAUGUAGGGGAUGAGCGCACAGCUGUGGAGACCGUAAUGGCGGCACACCAGGAGUUGAGCUAUGUGCUGGAGGAGGAGUCGGCUCUCCAAGCUGGCGAACUGGGCAGCCCGGAGGCGGCCGUCAAGGCCUCGCGCGCCUACGCCUAUUUGAUGGCCAAGAGGGCCAGGUUCAAAGCCGCCAUGUACGAGAGCAAGCUGAGCGGACUCCGCGGGAAGGCUGCUCGGGAAGCCCUCCUCCAAGCGGAGCACGAAGAAGCAAAAGCUGCUGAGAAUCUCGAGGCGGAAGUCUCGUGUUCAGAGGCCACCGCAGAUACCCAGGCACAUGUCGUGGAGCUUCUAGCAGACAUCCGAGAGCGGUUGCGGAUUUUAGGUGCUGAUUCAAUGCGAGGGCAAGCAGAAGUCAUCUUGAAAGGCUUGGGCUUUAACGAGGAGGACCUUCGAAAGCCGACGCGCUUGCUCAGUGGAGGCUGGCGGAUGAGGGUUGCCCUUGCCAAAGCCCUGCUCGCGAAGCCCAACGUCUUGCUGUUGGACGAGCCAACGAAUCACCUGGAUUGGCAAGCCAUUCUCUGGCUAGAAAAGUAUUUGGUGUCAGAAGACAUGAACGAGAUUGCCUUGGUAGUUGUCUCUCAUGACCGGGACUUUCUCGACAAGGUCAGUACCAUGAUACUUCGCUUGUUUGAAAUGAAGCUCCAGGUGCACAACGGCAAUUUUUCAACUUUUGAGGAGGCCCACGAGAAGGACCAGCAGCACCGCGCGGAACUGGUGCAGAGGCAAUCUGAAAAGCAAGAGAAGGUUGAGAAGCAGAUCAAGGAGAUGGAGCAGCGGGGCCGGAAGACCAAUAACGAUAGCCUGUUGAAAGCCGCAGUGAGUCGAAAAACCAAGUUGGGCCUGGAUGAUAAGCCUUGGUCCUUCAAUCGUGUAGGCUUAGAGCGAGCCGGUGGCCACAAGUUCAAAUUCAGCUAUGCGACGCACUUCGAGGCCAUGGAGGAGAUGGCGGUGGAGUCCAAGGAACAGGCGGUGCGCCUGAAGCUGAAGUCGGCAGCACCCCUUGGCUUCGAGGCUGCGCUACUGCAGUGCCGGGAUGUGGUGAUCGGCUACGAGAAGGCCAAACCCUUGGUGCGGAAGUUCGACCUAGACAUCCGGGACAAGUCGCGAGUAGGAAUCCUUGGAGUGAAUGGGAGCGGCAAGACGACCUUGCUGCGGACGUUGGUUCAAGAUCUGCCCUGCCUGGCCGGUGAAGUGUAUCAGCAACCACGUGUCGUAGUUGGCUUCUUCAGUCAACAUCAGGCGGACAACUUGCCCAACGAUGCCACCGCUCUGGAGGCCUUAUGUGAGAGACAUCCCAAUCUUACAGAGGGCGAGGUGCGUUCUCACCUUGGCAGCUUCGGUUUGGGCCGCUUGGCCGUGUCGCCCAUCAGGUGCCUGUCGGGAGGAGAGCGUAGUCGAGUUGCUCUGGCGGCUGCCACGUUGAGGCCGCCACACGUGUUGGUGCUGGACGAGCCGACGAAUCACUUAGAUCUGCAGACCGUAGAAGCCCUCGGUAACGCCCUCAAGGACUUCCAGGGGAGCGUGGUCGUCACUUCUCACGAUAGACGACUGCUGCGUGAAGUCUGCACCGACUUUCUUGCAGUCCAGAACAAGCAGCUUGUGAAGCUCAGCCUGGAUGCUUUCGUCCGAUCCGUGCGAUAA